Molecule: messenger RNA, 1143 nt
Organism: Microthlaspi erraticum
Lineage: Eukaryota; Viridiplantae; Streptophyta; Magnoliopsida; Brassicales; Brassicaceae
Source: the annotation of a GenBank genome assembly
AUGGGUUUUCAAGAUAAAGACAAUCCUGAUGCAGUUUGCAAACUCAAUAAGGCGAUAUAUGGGCUCAAGCAAGCCCCACGGGCAUGGUACAAUGAGUUGCGCAUGUUCUUAUUACAAGCUGGAUUUACAAAUUCAGUUGUGGAUGCUUCUUUGUUCAUCUACAACCAGAAUGGGAUCCUCCUUUACAUGCUUGUCUAUGUCGAUGACAUAAUCAUCACCGGCAACAGUCCACCACAUAUUUCCCGGUUUAUCGCUUCUCUCUCUCAACGCUUUUCCCUUAAAGAUUUAGGCGCUUUAUCUUAUUUCUUAGGUAUUGAGGUUACUCACACUAAACAUGGAUUACACUUGACACAAUAUCGUUAUAUUGCAUACUUACUUCAUAAGGUGAAUAUGACGAAUGCAAAAACAGUAGCCACACCAAUGGAGGCCAACUCUUUACUCACCUUACACUCGGGUACGGCCUUAGAUGAUGCUACGGAAUAUCGCAUGGUGGUGGGCAGUCUCCAAUAUUUGUCUCUUACACGUCCGGAUAUCUCGUUUGCCGUCAACAAGUUAUCACAAUUCAUGCACCGACCGACGAAUGAACAUUGGGCUGCAGUGAAACGUGUUCUCCGAUAUCUCUUGGGAACCAAAACACAUGGCAUUUUUCUUCCCGCCAAGAACACUCCAACUCUACAUGCAUUCACAGAUGCUGACUGGGCAGGUAACAAAGAUGAUUAUACCUCUACAAGUGCCUACGUCGUCUAUCUUGGAAGUCAUCCUGUGGCAUGGUCGUCUAAAAAGCAAACGGGAGUAGCUCGAUCAUCUACCGAGGCUGAGUAUCGAGCUCUAGCAUCCACCACAUCCGAGAUUUUCUGGACUAUGUCACUUCUCUCUGAACUGGGCAUCACCAACACCACCACACCAGUCAUUUAUUGUGACAAUAUUGGAGCCACUUACCUUGCGGCUAAUCCCGUCUUCCACUCCAGAAUGAAGCAUAUUACCUUGGACUAUCAUUUUGUGCGCCAAUUUGUUCAAGGAGGACAGCUUCGGGUCACUCAUGUUACUUCUGAUGACCAAUUGGCCAAUGCUCUCACAAAACCACUCCCACGCACUCGGUUUCAAUCGCUUACGGUCGGACUUUCCAAUGGCCGUCCGUCUUGA